AUGUGGCUGUUUAUUGCAAUCCUGUUUUUGACACAAGCACCUGUGAACUCAGAAGAUGCCACUAAGCAGAAAAAGGCUAUAAAUCCUGAGACUUUCAUGAAUGUUAGCCAAAUAAUCUGCCACAGAGGGUACCUGAGUGAAGAGUAUGAAGUCCUGACGCAUGACGGCUACUAUGUCACCCUGAACAGAAUUCCUCAUGGAAGAGAAAAUCCUAGGAACAGAGGGGACAAGCCAGUCGUAUUUCUCCAGCACGGGUUACUUGGAGAAGGCAGCCACUGGGUGGAGAAUCUGGCUAACAACAGCCUUGGCUUCAUACUAGCAGACUCUGGCUAUGAUGUCUGGCUAGGAAACAGCCGGGGGACAAGAUGGUCCCGGAGACACCAGCACCUUUCAGCUGACCAGGUUGAAUUCUGGGAUUUCAGCUUUCAUGAAAUGGCAAUGUACGACCUCCCAGCCAUGAUUCAAUUUGUUCUGCAGAAGACUGGGCAGAAGCAGAUCUAUUACGUUGGCCACUCCCAGGGCUGCACAAUUGCAUUCAUUGCAUUUUCAUCCAUGCCAGAACUGGCUCAGAAAAUCAAAAUGUUUUUUGCCCUGGCUCCAGUAGUGACACUCAAGCAUGCUAAAAGUCCCAUCAUGAAAAUAUCCUUCCUCCUGGACAGGCGGUUCAAGAUGCUUCAGCUUCUGCUAGGCAGAACGGACGCUUCACUGCGGAUAAGGAAGCUGUGGAGGUUUCUCCCCCAGCUGUGCAGGCACCCGCUACUGCACAAGCCCUGUGCCAACCUCUUCUUUCUGCUGGGAGGCUACAAUGAGAAGAACCUCAACAUGACGCGGCUGGAUGUGUACACAUCCCACUAUCCAGACGGGACAUCUGUCAAAACCUUGAUGCAUUGGGGCCAGGUGAUAAAAUCGGGACAAUUCAAAGCCUUUGACUAUGGCAGCAAAAACCCAGCCAUAUACCACCAGGAGACACCUCCCCUCUACCGGGUGGAGGAGAUGCCUGUGCCCACCGCCGUGUGGUCAGGGGGAGAAGACUGGACAGCUGACUGGAGGGAUGUCCUCCUGCUGCUUCCCCGCAUCACCCACAUUGUCACCUACAGCCACAUCCCUGACUGGAACCACUGGGACUUCAUCUGGGGCUUGGACGCCCCUGGGCGCCUCUAUAGCAGCAUCCUGGAGCUGAUGGAGGGGUCCCAGUAGAGCAGCAGCUCCCUAGGGAGAUGCCUGGCCCCUCUCCCUCAGCCACGACAGUGCAAGGAGGCAGUGGGACAUCCCCUGCUGUCCCCUUCUUCCUGCUGGCCUGACAUACUUGUGGUGAUGGUGCUUCCCACGCAUCCCUUAGUCAUCAGUGUUUGUCCUCCUUGCUUGAGAGCUCCUCAAGGACCAGUAGCACUUUGCAGGCAGGGCAGCGUGGGGAUCAGCCAAGGUGCUGGGGCAGGCAGGAGCCACUGGCAAGGCAGCCCCCCUGGGAGGGCCCCAGGGGGAUCGUGAAACUGCAUCCUGGGCUGUGUGAGGGGGAUGCUGUGACCCCGCUGUGACCCCCUGGUGACUGCCCAGUGGGUCAGGGAUCAGAGCACCCAACCCACAAGGAGAUGGGAGAGAGCUGGGCAUGUUGGGUCUGGCCGUGGGGAGGCAGGGGUGUUUGAGAGCAGCCCCUGAUCGCAGCACAGGAGUGAUGGAGGGGAAGGAAUCGAUGAGGCCAAACCCUUCUGGGCGGCAACAGGCAAUGCAACAAGGGGCUCCAGCCCCAGAUUGCAACUCAGGGCGGUUCAGGCUGGAUAUGGGGAACCCUUCUUCCCCCAGACAGAUCCCCAGGGAGGUGGAGGGUCUCCAUCUGGAGGGGUUCAGGGCUCAACUGGGCCAAGCCAGGCACUUGCCUGCACUGUUUGGUCCUGGGGCUGAGUAGCCAGAGGUUCCUGGGGAUGGCUGCGUGGCUCAACACCGACAUGCCAGGAAUGCUCGUCUUCCAUCCCUGGGAGCCACGACCUCAAAUGCUCCGGGGCCAGGAUGCAGGGCCACCGUCCCCCUACAAAGCUGCUGCCAGGCUGGUCCCCCGUGGUGGUGCACAGCCCCUGCUCCAUGGUCCCACCCUGCUGCUUGUUGGAAAACUGGAGGCGGGGAAAAUCCCUCCAUAAUAAAAGCUCAAAGGUGAUUUUAGGAGCGGGGAUUCCGGAAGCCUGUACCACAGCUCUCCCCUGCCUCUUCCUUGCACGCAAACACUUUCCGGGGGAGCUGCCCGUGCCCGGGGCCAGCCGGGAGCACCCCGGCACCCACCCACGCCCCACCACCGCCGGGGUGGGCAGCAGGCGGGGGCACCCCCUGGGCAGCACCGGCGCAGGAACGACGGCUGGAAAGAACCACCGGGCAGCCUCGGGGACGGAGAGCUUUAUUCCUGUCCAGGGCGGCUCGGCCAUCACCGGCCACGCGGGAGCGCCGGGGCCGGCGGCCCUGGAGGGCAGCUGCCUGCGUGACCGCUGCCCGCACCCGCAGCGCUCCCCGCUGCCGCCGGGCUGCGCACGGCCAGCGCAGCGCGCUCCCGGCCCGCUGUCGGCACCCCGAGACCCCCCGGCCGCGGCCCCAGGCGGCUCACGGGGGACGAGGGGGGUGAGGUGGUCCCGGGGCUGCCCCACACCCCAGCAAGGGCCCCCCCACCUGCGAAGCCAGCCGGCUGUUGGCCCCACUCCCUGAAGACAUCGCCCGCCGCGAGAAGAGACCCCGCCGGCGAUCGCCCCCGGCUCCCGCUCCUGCCGAGUCGCGGCGGGGCUGAGCCGGGGCGGAGCCGGGGCGGGGCGGAGCCGGGGCGGGGCCGAGCCGGGGCGGGG
Falco peregrinus (peregrine falcon) is the source of this 2819-nucleotide messenger RNA. RefSeq names its product lipase member M-like. The transcript has 9 exons. Gene Ontology annotation, molecular function: hydrolase activity, acting on ester bonds. Bases 1 to 1197 code for a protein of 398 amino acids. NCBI's taxonomy places the organism in Eukaryota, Metazoa, Chordata, Aves, Falconiformes, Falconidae. The record is from RefSeq and is a predicted model, not a curated record.